CGGACGCCGUGCCGUGCUGUGUUGUUGUGAGGCAAGACGAGCGACCCUCUCGCGGCCGCCAUUGAAGUUACCGCAAGGCUGAUGUUCCGAGUGCGAGUGCGAGCUGUGUGAGUCAAGACAGAACGGUCAGCCGCAAGCCGAGCAGCAGUCAUUCCCGUGUGGAACCAGAUUUUCUCUGUGCCCUGUGCAAUUUAAGCCGUCAAACUGAGGGAGGCAUCGCUCGGAAUCACCAUGGAGAAGAGGGUGCAGUUGGAAAUGAGAACGAUGAAGCCAGAUCAGAUUGAAGAGCUGAUCUUGGAUAACUGUCGGAGCACAACUAUUGUUGGAUUAACAGAUGACUUCGUCAAUUUGGAAACCUUAUCUCUCAUAAACGUUGGCCUUACCAGCUUGAAAGGAUUCCCUAAACUUCCCAACCUUAAAAAGCUUGAAUUGAGUGACAACAGAAUUUCUGGUGGCCUGAAUCUUCUUCACACAAGUCCCAAAUUGUCACAUCUUAAUCUCUCAGGAAACAAAAUCGCCAGUCUUGAAGCAUUAGAGCCAUUGAAAGAAUUCAAAAACCUUAAGAGCCUUGACCUUUUCAAUAAUGAGGCCACCACAAUCAGUAAUUACAGAGAACUCAUAUUUGACCUCAUUCCCAGCCUCAAGUUCUUGGAUGGGUUUGAUGCCGAAGAUAGAGAAGCAGAGGACAGUGAGAAUGAGGAUGAGGAAGUUAAUGGCAAUGAAGAUGACAGCGAAGAAGGUGAAGAUGAGGAUGAUGAGGGGCUAGAAGAUGAAGAGGAGGAGGAUAUAGAAGAUGAUGACGACGUUGGUCUGGAUGCUGUUUACAAAGAGAAUUUGGAUGAAGAAAGUGAUGGCGAUGACUACGAAGGAGAGGCAGGAGAAGAGGAAGACGACGAUGUCUUAGAUGAAGAGGAGGAGGAUGGAGAAGAUGGCGCCGAGGAUGGUGCUGAGGCUGAGGGGGCCGAAGAUGAAGAAGAAGCAGCUGCAGAAGAAGAGUCACAAACUCGAGGUAAAAAGAGAAAGCAUGAAGGUGAAGAAGUCAAUUAGAGGUUGGAGCAUCAGGUUUGGUGACCUGGUUUUUUGCUGAACCGACCAAUGUUAAUGGGACAAUGCUGUGGUUGUAUGGUGCCUUGCUGUACACGAAGGGCUCUGCCUUUCCAAGUUAAGUUGUUUUAAUGUCUUGGCGUGAGUUAAAAGCAGCAAUAUGUUGGCAAUCACGUAGCAAAUGUUUGUCAAAGCUUUAACACCUCAAGACCAUAGGCUCUGCCUACGGGAGUACAAAGAAACAACCUCUAUCAAGGUUGCUUUUAUGAAUUAAAUUUGUUAGUGCGUCAAUGCUUUUAUGUUUCCUGCACCAAAUAUUUAAUAUGUGACUUCUCUAGACUGGCAAUGCAAUUUUUUUUGUAGACUGUAUGUACAUGGGAUGUGAGAAAGUGCAUCUGACGAUUUGUUGUGAGUGACUUAAGAAUGAGUCUAUCGUGUAGUAUAAUAAAAAUUGUCCCUUCCACUGUGGUUGGUGAUUUGCAUGCACUUGUACUUUUUUGUAAGAUUAUUUGGAGCAGGAUGUGGCAUGAUGCUCUGUGAUGUGUGAGCAAAAUAUUUGUUCGCUCCUUGUUAAACUUGUGUGCUGGCCAGACUUGAAGGCUCAGUUGGUUUCCCCCGACUUCCAGAAAACGUCUUGUCUGGAAUUUUUUUUUUAUCUUUUUUUAACUGUCAUUCAGUUGCAUCUCAUUUUUUGAUUACUGUAUCAAAGCAUUCUUGUAUAAAAUAUAUUAAUUCAUUGAAAUAAUGGAGGGUGGUGAGAAUAGGCUGUGUUGUCUUUUAAAAAUUAUUUGAUAUUGUCUAGGAUCAAAUCCUAUCUUGUUAGUUCUUGGAACACUGGUUUGUUCUGGCCAUUCUCACCAUCCUCGUCAGCUAUGUAAGUAAGGCGUUGUUUAGCUGGCCAUGGAGCAUGUGUUGGAUUUUGUGCUGUAAGGUCAUUGAUAUUAUGUCAUAAAGCUGAAAAUGCAGCUCCUACCUGUUUGACCCAUCACAUGCAGUUUUGAUGACUGCUCCAUGAAAUGUACUUGGCAGUUGUUGAAGUAAAUUUUUAUAAAAAGCUGAUUAUAAAA
Thrips palmi is the source of this 2111-nucleotide messenger RNA. RefSeq names its product acidic leucine-rich nuclear phosphoprotein 32 family member A (gene Mapmodulin). The transcript has 6 exons. The record is from RefSeq and is a predicted model, not a curated record. The coding region runs from base 232 to 1047 and encodes 271 amino acids. Lineage: Eukaryota; Metazoa; Arthropoda; Insecta; Thysanoptera; Thripidae. Gene Ontology annotation, molecular function: histone binding. Gene Ontology annotation, cellular component: nucleus.